GUAACAAUAAAUGGGAAAACGCACGGUUUCUUGAGCUCGAGUUUUCGUAAUUGGAGGAGAGAGAGAGAGAGAGCGGGAGCGGGAGCGGGACAGGUGCUUCUUCGAACCGAGAAUGGCUGCAAAGAUUCUUGCAAACUUGAUUGUGAUGGGAUCUGGAAUUUUAGCCCGGGCUUUAGUCCAAGCCUAUCGUCAAGCACUUACAAAUGCCUCUAAGUCUGGUGUUGCCCAAGAAACCAUACAGAACACAAUCCGUCGGGGAAGUAAAGCCAUGGGAGAGCAAGAAGCAAGACAGAUAUUGGGUGUCACAGAACAGUCAACGUGGGAUGAAAUUGUCAAGAGGUAUGAUGUUUUAUUUGAAAGAAAUGCUGCUAGCGGAAGCUUCUACCUCCAGUCUAAGGUUCACAAAGCUAAGGAAUGCUUAGAAGCGGUACACCAAAAACAAAGCCAAUCAGCUGCCUAGUUGAUUUUGACGUUGAUUGGGCAAUACUGCUGAGUUAUUAAGGAGCAAUGAAAAGAUACGCCUUAUCUUCUCUCAUGGGAAGAUGUUCCAGUGCAAGCUGUACUGAAAAUGUGAUAUACAAAACUGUCGGGUACUGAGGGCAACCAUCCAAAAUAUGGAGAUCCCGACGAAAAGAUGCACAACAAAUUCUUUGAUUGAGAAAGAAGGUGCUGCCUCUGGUAUCAUAUGAAUAGGAUCGUGCAGAAAAAGUCUAUUACAAUAUUAUUUGUUAAAGAAAACAUUUGAUGUUUCUGUUUGGAACUCUCUAGUUGAAUCUCAUACGUUGAAAUUUGGGUUCUA
Nymphaea colorata (pocket water lily) is the source of this 799-nucleotide messenger RNA. RefSeq names its product mitochondrial import inner membrane translocase subunit PAM16 like 2-like. The transcript is spliced from 5 exons. Gene Ontology annotation, biological process: protein import into mitochondrial matrix. Gene Ontology annotation, cellular component: TIM23 mitochondrial import inner membrane translocase complex. The record is from RefSeq and is a predicted model, not a curated record. NCBI's taxonomy places the organism in Eukaryota, Viridiplantae, Streptophyta, Magnoliopsida, Nymphaeales, Nymphaeaceae. The coding region runs from base 113 to 460 and encodes 115 amino acids.